Messenger RNA from Hemibagrus wyckioides, 1547 nucleotides. RefSeq lists its product as uncharacterized. The record is from RefSeq and is a predicted model, not a curated record. The transcript has 2 exons. Lineage: Eukaryota; Metazoa; Chordata; Actinopteri; Siluriformes; Bagridae. The coding region runs from base 150 to 1214 and encodes 354 amino acids.
AAAAAAUCUGAAUAAACACCACAGAACCUGGUUCUAGGAAUUUUCGAGUGACGCAUGCUCUUCUGAUAACCAGCUAUAAAAAGAGCUCUUUCUCUAUCUUCAGACAACACUAACAUUUGUGCUUCUACAUCAAGCAGUAAAACACCAAAAUGACCGAAGGACAAAAAAUUGCCCCCAUCCUCAUUUCCAUCAUUUUCCUCAGCCAACUCUGCUGGACACAGCAGGAAGACUUUCAAUACCAUUACUCUUCCAAGUAUGGGCUGUUGUGUUACGAUGGCUGCCACCAGAAUGGAAAGAGUUACUACUGGUGCAAAACUAGAAAGGGCUGGGAUUACUGCUCGGUAAGGCAGAACACAGAUUAUAAAGGCAACGAGUGUAAAAGAGAACAUCCUUGUGACCUGCAUGAUGAAGAUUACCGCUGGUGCUAUACAACGAAUGGGGAGUGGGGUUACUGUGGAAGUGUGGAGCCAAAAAAAGUGAAUAAUAAACACUUGUAUAAAAGUUCGACGUUUCAGAUCGAGUGCAAGGACAGGUGUUCCUAUGAUAACUCAGAAGAGUUGUACGGGUGCAACACACAUAAAGGGUGGGACUACUGCUCUCCAUCACCUGAUGUCACGUACAAGAACAAGCCGUGCCGAUUCGAUCAUUCGUGUAGCUCCCAUGGCUAUAAGUACACCUGGUGCUGGACAGACACAGACUGGGGCUACUGUGGCAUUAUUGAGAAAAGCGAGAUUUGUGAUAGCGUGACACUUUCAAAGAGAGUAUCUGAUCAUAUAGAAGAGAUAUGUUUGCGCGAUGACUUUAAUGAAAAGAUGACCAUGCUGAUGCUAGAGUGGGAUCCUAAAGCCAUAACAGAGGGAAGAAAAUGGAGUAACGAAAUGUCACAGAUAAUUUCACAGUGGGACAAUGAAUACCUAGACAGUGAAAGAAAGUCCAAUGUCAUCACCACAACAAACCUUCAGCUUGGCCUGCAGGGGUUGGUGCAAAGGAAUAAUGUGCAAUAUACUGUCCUUCAAAUUCAGAGGAAAAUGCAAGAUCCACACAGAAUAAGCCCCACAGUGGCCGAGGUGUACUUGCCAAAAGAUGUCAUUCCAGAAAAACACGUCCACCAGGCCAUUAUUGAGAGCUUCUGUAACCGUGCCAAGAUUUAUGUAAAAGUGAGCUCUGACAGCGGUUAUCAAACUAAUGCAGAUUGUGUCCAAAUCCCAAACUAAACAAUUGAUUCAGCCAAUGUUCACUUAAUCUAAUAAUUAAAACGAAAUUUGCUUACACGACAAUUAACAUUUGAAUUUCUGCUAGCUGCCUGAAGCUAUAGAACCACAGCAUGCUAUUACUUUUGAACAGAUUUGCUUUGCUUUAGAAAGAAAUAUGUAGAUCGUGUGUAGUGUUACCUAGAACCACAUCACUGAGAACGAGGCAUGAGCUGAGGAUCAGUACACAGAUUCCACUGAAUCAAAGAGGAACAUUUUAAGUUUUUGCUUCUUGCAACAGAGAAAUGUACUGAAUGAUUAUCUAUAAAUAAAAAUCUUUUUUCUUGUUCUAAUGAA